AUGCAAUUGUCUACUCUCGCCCUCUUUGCCAGCUCCGCUAUCGCUGCUGAAACCUUUCAUCUCAAGAUUGUCUCAGACAACUCUGAGCUCAACGGCAAGGGAAUCCAAGGCCUUCACAAAGGCGGCGGCUUUGGCUACUUUGGUGUUUCCGACCAGCUUGGCCAGGAGUUUAACUACGAUGCUGACAAGAAGGUACUUUUCCAAAAUGAGAAUUCCUUACCGGCCAAUGUUGGUUUCAUGUUGGCAGAAAUCUAUGGAUACUUCCUUGCUGUUGGGGUUUCAGUGGAUGAAAGUGACGUUACGUUUGACGCCGAUGGCAACUUCAACAUUGGAAAGCAGCUUUAUGCUUGUAAGCAGCUCAAUGACCCUUAUCGUUAUUUCGCUGACGAGUAUGGUAUUGUUGCAAGCGAUGCACCCAACGACAGUUGUGUCAAGAUAGCUCUUCAGAAAGCUGGCAAUGAGCCUGCUUCCUCCUCUAUAGGGCUGUACGUUGCAACCUCUGUUGAGACCCCUGCCUCUUCUACCUCCAUUCAUGCUGGUUGGAACUCCACCGUCACCAAAGACAUCACUGUGACUGGCUAUACUACCUAUUGCCCAUUUGCUACCACUCUCACCAUUGCCACCUGUGAAAAUAAGGCUUGUGGCCCCAAGACCAUCACCGUUUCUGAGGCUUCCACUGUCACCAUCACGGAGGAGUGUAUUGUGCCAAAGACCUCCACCGAGCCAAAGGUAGAGACCACCGAACCUGGAGCUAAAGUGUCUAGUGCUCCGAAGUCAACUAGCCUCACUACUGUUGCUGCUGUAUCCACAUCACCUGAGACCUCAACUGCUGUGGUUUCCUCUUAUGAGGGUGGUGCCAGGAGAAAUGCAUUUGGCGUAGCGGUAGGCUUCGCCGGUGCUGCCGCUCUCUUGAUUUAG
Candidozyma duobushaemuli is the source of this 918-nucleotide messenger RNA. RefSeq lists its product as uncharacterized. The transcript has a single exon. The record is from RefSeq and is a predicted model, not a curated record. Lineage: Eukaryota; Fungi; Ascomycota; Pichiomycetes; Serinales; Metschnikowiaceae. The coding region runs from base 1 to 918 and encodes 305 amino acids.